AAAAUCUAAGCAAAACCCUUUUUAUAUCUCUCUCAGACACACACACAUGAUCAAAGUCUGAGAGACAGCUCUUCUCAGUUGAGAGAAGCCUUCCAAUACCGUGAGAGUCUGAGAAAAAACAUGUCCCAACAUCUUCUUCUCAUUCUCCUCUCGCUUCUCUUCAUUGUUUUUGUUAAUCCCAUUUCCGCCUCUCAAAUUAUCCAAAAAUUCAAAGAAGCCCCACAGUUUUACAAUUCUGCUGAUUGCCCCAUAAUCGAUCCCGGAGAUGAUGACGAUGACGUGUCGGCGAAGCCAAUAUUCUGCUCUCGUCGAGCUGUCCACGUGGCCAUGACACUCGACGCCGCCUACAUUCGCGGCUCAGUCGCCGCCGUCCUCUCCGUCCUCCAACACUCCUCUUGCCCGGAAAACAUCGUUUUCCACUUCGUAGCCUCCGCUUCCGCCGACGCGUCGUCUCUACGCUCCACCGUCUCCGCCUCUUUCCCUUACCUCGAGUUCAAAGUCUACGUCUUCAACGUCUCCUCCGUCUCCCGUCUGAUCUCCUCCUCCAUCCGCUCCGCCUUAGACUGUCCCUUGAACUACGCCCGGAGCUACCUCGCCGAUCUCCUCCCGCCGUGCGUCCGCCGCGUCGUGUACCUAGACUCCGAUCUAAUCCUCGUCGACGACAUCGCCAAACUCGCCGCCACAGAUCUCGGCCGAGACACCGUCCUCGCCGCGCCGGAGUACUGCAACGCAAACUUCACCUCCUACUUCACCUCAGCCUUCUGGUCAAACCCGACUCUCUCCUUAACGUUCGCCGAUCGCAAGGCGUGCUACUUCAACACCGGAGUGAUGGUGAUCGAUCUCUCGCGGUGGCGGGAAGGUGAGUACACCGCACGCAUCGAGGAUUGGAUGGCGAUGCAAAAGCGAAUGAGAAUUUACGAGCUUGGUUCGUUACCGCCGUUUUUGCUGGUUUUCGCCGGUUUGAUUAAACCGGUUAAUCAUCGGUGGAACCAGCACGGUUUGGGAGGAGAUAACUUCAGGGGACUGUGCCGAGACUUGCAUCCUGGUCCGGUGAGUCUGUUGCAUUGGAGUGGGAAAGGUAAGCCAUGGGCUAGACUCGACGCUGGUCGGCCUUGUCCGUUAGACGCGCUUUGGUCUCCGUACGAUCUACUUCAAACGCCGUUUGCUUUGGAUUCUUGACCAAGUUCGGUUUACUUAUUUUACCGGUUCAGAGUUCUAUGUAUCCCCCGACUCAGGAAACGACGACCCAGUUACUCCAAGGCUCGGAAUGUUUAUACACGUCGUGGUUCAAGACGAGUCCCUCUGUAUCAUUAGUUUGUGAAACAUGACCAUUCAUCUCAAAAAAGAACUCAUCCUGAAUACUUUGAAGAAGAGCACAAUCUGUAUCAUAUUUCAACGAGACAUGACUGUUUAUCUCAAAGAUUUACUCAGCUUGAACACUUUCGAGACCAUAGACGGUCGUGCUCUGUCCGUGCACAUCGCUGGGGGGGGGUUGCAUCACGAUCCAGUACGUCACCAACAUUAUAAUCCACGGGGUUCAUGUACAUUAUUACUAAAAGCCAGGUUGGAAUGCUAAGGUGUGAAGCUCCCCACUGCAUUACGGUUCUUGAACGUGUAUAGAAUGUAUGAACUAUAAAGAGUAUCAUUAUUCUGGCUAACGUUGUUCUUCAACGUGACUUCUUCUUCUCACAUAUCUUUGUUCUUCAAUGUGUCAAUCUAUGCUCAUGCUUGAGAAAUAAAGAGUAUAUAGGCGUA
This is a messenger RNA of Brassica napus (rape), 1755 nucleotides long. Its product is annotated as probable galacturonosyltransferase-like 1. Gene Ontology annotation, cellular component: Golgi apparatus. The coding region runs from base 121 to 1179 and encodes 352 amino acids. NCBI's taxonomy places the organism in Eukaryota, Viridiplantae, Streptophyta, Magnoliopsida, Brassicales, Brassicaceae. Gene Ontology annotation, molecular function: glycosyltransferase activity. The transcript is spliced from 2 exons. The record is from RefSeq and is a predicted model, not a curated record.